Labrus mixtus (cuckoo wrasse) is the source of this 3607-nucleotide messenger RNA. RefSeq names its product wingless-type MMTV integration site family, member 5a (gene wnt5a). Gene Ontology annotation, molecular function: cytokine activity; frizzled binding. Lineage: Eukaryota; Metazoa; Chordata; Actinopteri; Labriformes; Labridae. Bases 1033 to 2169 code for a protein of 378 amino acids. Gene Ontology annotation, cellular component: extracellular region. The transcript is spliced from 5 exons. Gene Ontology annotation, biological process: multicellular organism development; canonical Wnt signaling pathway; neuron differentiation. The record is from RefSeq and is a predicted model, not a curated record.
GUUUAUUAGUUUGUGCGAGGAGGCGAGUGAAGCAGGUGAGAGAGAGAGAGAAAAGAAGAGAGGGAGGGAGAAUCUGCGAUACUUUUCUUCACUUCAGCACACAGAGACACACACACGCGGUGUGGGAGGACGACAGGAUCGGAGCCUGGGCAAAGCCGCUGUUGUUCGCACGCUGUGCUCUUUUCCUCCCCCUGGCACCGCGCGCGCUCGCCAAGCCGCACUGUUUGGAGAUAGUCCGCGCGGAAAGUUUUUUUUGGGGGGAGCGUACUGUCUGGAGCCGAUUAAAUGUGGCAUCUGUUUUUUCUUCUUUUGCGAGGCGGAUGACUUAUUGUUUUUGCAUGUGAGGACUUUAAAGUCGAGCAGAGGAAUUGUCAAAGUCGUUUUUGCACAGAAUGGAAGGUAAAUUGACGAGUCGUUUGUGGCGAGGAUCACCGUGUGGAGCUUUCCGCAGGUAAAACGCGCAAUGACCUGAGCGUGUUAGUGGCUGGAUUUAGGCUAAUGUUCAGAGCACGAUUUCCCAUGUUUUCGGUUUGACACAGUCUAUCUAUAUUUUGGAACAAUUUAAUUUGGAUAGGGACUAUAAAGUAGGCCGCUUUGAAUUUGAAGUGAAUCAACAUCUGACGUUUCCGCCGCUGCCUCUUUGGCUUGCCGUAGAUAGUUUUAUUUGUUAAAGUUCACCGUAAAGUCACGCACUGAUUCAUUUCGGGGACUGAUCAUUUUCUUGCACAGCUUUUGGACAUUUUUUAACAUCCCACUGCUUCUUACAAGCCCUCUGAAGUGUUUGUGCGCACGGAGCGCAGUAACUGAUAGUUCACCAAACAUCAAACCUGAAGAACUUUCAGCUUUAAAGUUCUCACCCCAAACCAAGAACUUGCCCAGAAAAAUCCGGAUAAAUCGACUAAACUUGUCUGCACUGCAGCGGAAAGGGAAAUAUUAAUUCCACCUGGCCUGCACUGGGAUUAUUGGUCUGAUAUCGUCUGCAGAAAGUGGAUUACAACCUCUGACGGGCUGUGCUCCCUGAUCUACGGCAGUAUGAACCUUGGACUGGGCUGUGUGCGUCGACCGGUUAGCUGGCCCUUUGGCAGCGUGUUGGACUCCAGAAAUUGUGUAUUUGCGCUCACACUACUCACGCUCCUGAUGCAGGUGGUGGUGGAGGCCAACUCAUGGUGGUCUUUGGCCAUGAAUCCUUUACUGAUCCCAGAGGCCUACAUCAUCGGUGCCCAGCCUCUGUGCAGCCAGCUGGUGGGCCUGUCUCAGGGCCAAAAGAAGCUGUGCCAGCUCUACCAAGACCACAUGCAGUACAUUGGUGAGGGUGCCAAGACCGGCAUCAGAGAGUGCCAGUACCAGUUCAGACAUCGGCGCUGGAACUGCAGCACGGUGGACAACUCCUCUGUGUUUGGACGGGUCAUGCAAAUAGGCAGUCGAGAAACGGCGUUCACUUAUGCCAUCAGCGCAGCAGGGGUUGUAAACGCGGUGAGCCGUGCUUGCAGAGAGGGGGAGCUCUCCAGCUGUGGGUGCAGCCGUGCAGCUCGCCCAAAAGACCUGCCGAGAGAUUGGCUGUGGGGCGGCUGCGGAGACAACCUCAACUACGGCUACAGGUUCUCCAAGGAGUUUGUUGACGCACGGGAGAGGGAGAAGAGCUAUCCAAAGGGCUCGUACGAGAGCGCAAGGCUGCUGAUGAAUCUUCACAAUAACGAGGCAGGAAGGAGGACUGUGUCCGACCUUGCCCACGUGUCCUGCAAGUGCCACGGGGUGUCAGGCUCCUGUAGCUUGAAGACCUGUUGGCUACAGCUGGCAGACUUCCGCAAAGUGGGUGAAACGUUGAAGGAAAAGUACGACAGCGCUGCCGCCAUGAAGCUCAACACACGUGGGAAGAUGGUGCAGAUGCACAGCAAGUUCAACGCCCCCACCAGCCACGACCUGGUGUACAUCGAGUCCAGUCCAGACUACUGCCUGAAGAACCAAAGCACGGGCUCCCUGGGCACUGUGGGACGCCUUUGCAACAAGACCUCGGAGGGUAUGGAUGGGUGCGAGCUGAUGUGCUGCGGCCGCGGCUACGACCAGUACAAGGCCCAGAUAGUGGAGCGCUGCCAUUGCAAGUUCCACUGGUGCUGCUACGUCAAGUGCAAACGCUGCACCAAAAUCGUAGACCAAUUCGUUUGCAAGUGAGGAGAGGAGUGUUGCCUGUGUGUGUUUGUUUGCAGAUGAUGGGCAUACAUCUGUGUGUAUCCACGAGCAGCGGAGAAAAAGGAGUUGAAAACAGAGAGAAUGGAAGAAAGAAACUAUAUAAAUUAUAUUUAUAGAGUUAAAACAAUUAUGCCAUUGCAAAAAGACUCUUUUUCUUUAAAAAAAUGUUUGUGUGUUCAGAAACUGAGAGUAUCGUGAAAUAUUUAUUUUGAGAUUGUUAUGUUCUAUUUUGGCCCAAACAUCACCAGCCAAUUUUAACCCCCCCCCUUCAAGUGCCUUAAACGGGCUGGAAAUCGUCCCUCAUCCUCCACCCUUUUUUAACUCCAAAAAAAUACCAAUUUUCUUGUCAAAUGGGUCAUACUGAUUGCGAAAUUGGACUGUGCGCCCCAUUUUGUUUGAUUAUGUGGCAAAGUUGACCAAGAGGUCUUGGAUUGUUGUCUGAGAAUGACUGUGUUGAGAGGCCUGUGUACUGUGGUGUAUGAAUGUUUUUUUACAAAGGCCCGCUCCCAAACCAGCCCUGACAUCCUCACUGAACUCUGCUUGUCCCCACACCGCACGUAGAAAAAAGGACAACUGUUCUAUGGUACGAGUCCUUGGAGUACAAUGGGUACAAUAUACUGGCUGUUUUGGGGUUUGGAGCAUUUAUUAAGCUGUCCCAGAAGCCUUAGAGUCCCCCAGGUGCUGCAACAAGCCCUCAACCAUUAUGCACUUUGAUACAGAGGCUUAAACCUGUCUGUAUGUGUCUGUUCAGCUGUUUUUUUUACUACAGUUCAUCAGAUACUAUAUCUUAACUAUAGCCUAAAUUCUUUCAAUUUUUUUAUUCAGAUUAUCCAUUUUAACUUUAUUUUACAAUACAUAACAUGGUUUGAAUAUAUGGGCAAUGUUGUGGUUACCGUGGUGAAUAUUUCAUGUUCCGUGUAUAUACUAUGUCUAUCAACCAAUCAGUAAACUGUAUUUAGUUUCUUAUACAGAUCUUUAACAGAAUGGCAUCAUCUCUACCAUAGAUCCAUAUUUAGUCGGAUAUCUCAAAGUUUUCAAAUCACUUUUUUAAAAAUGGUGUUCUCACUCAUGCGGCUCUUCACGGUUUUUCUAAAGGGAAAUGCACCUUAUUGUUUGGAAACACAGGUUCCUUCUUCUCACUCUUGUUCAUCUUUACUGUUACACACAUGUAUUCUUAUAUAUAAAAGUAUCACAGAUAUUCAGAUUUGAUCAUCAUCACAGAUUUCCAGUACCACUCAGUUGACUGCUCACUAUCCCUGUGAUUAAUAGACAGACUAUUCCUACCAAUCCAUAUAUGUAUAUUUAUAAGCUUCUCAAUGAACUUUGAGCUUUGUUAAUGUGUUAUAGCGGAUAUUUUGUUACUUUUUACAAACUGGCUCAGUGCUCUACUUUGUUUCAAUAAAUAUCAAUUGUAAAACCA